AUGACCUGCCAGGCCUUCAGCACCAGCGAUUCCUUCACGACUCUGAGCGGAGACUCGCUGCUCAUGCACCACAGCGGAGCCGCAGACUGUCUGCCCGCCAACAUGGGGCCUCCAGUGCAUCACAUCUCUGGUUUAGUGCACUCAGGUCUCCCACUGGUCCAGUCAUCCAAACGCUCUCACAUGCAUCUGUCCACUUCCGCUCUGAGUAACGCGUCAGCCAGCCUGCACUACCCGAUGCCCCCGUGUCACUAUAGCAACCAGCAGACCACCUACGGCAUGAUGACGGCGCAGGAAAUGCUCUCUGCCAGCAUCUCUCAGACCCGCAUCCUGCAGACCUGCAGUGUUCCUCAUGCCAACAUGGUCAACAGUUCACUGCAAGGAGCUCUGGCUCCACGCCUCUAUAAGUUCCCCGAGCACGGUUUGGGCGGGGGCUCGUGUGCUCUGACCCACAGCUUCCAGCCGCUGCCCCAGGCCCUGCUCACGGAUGAGCCCUCUCUAGGGGACAUCAAGCAGGAGCUGCGCAGGAAAAGCCGGCCCCUGGAAGAGCCCCCCGAUAUGGACUCGCCUCAGAUCCGGGAACUGGAGAAGUUUGCUAAUGACUUCAAACUGAGGAGGAUCAAACUAGGUUACACACAGACCAAUGUGGGUGAAGCACUGGCGGCUGUGCACGGCUCUGAAUUCAGCCAAACCACCAUCUGCCGCUUCGAGAACUUGCAGCUCAGCUUCAAAAACGCCUGCAAGCUCAAAUCCAUCCUGGCAAAGUGGCUGGAGGAGGCCGAGCAAGCCGGCGCUCUUUUUAAUGAGAAGAUGGGCAUGCAUGAGCGUAAACGGAAACGGAGAACAACCAUCAGUCUCGGGGCUAAGGAAGCCUUAGAACGAAAUUUCGUGGAGAAGAGUAAGCCAUCAUCUCAGGAGAUCGUGCGAAUGGCGGAGGGUCUCCAUCUGGAGAAGGAGGUGGUCCGCGUGUGGUUCUGUAACCGCCGGCAGAGGGAGAAGAGGGUGAAAACCAGCCUACACCACAGCUCGUUCAUGGCCAAAGAGACGGCAGCCUGUAGACCCUGAAGAACCAGAGUCUCCAGAUGCUCUGCUGGGAUGGGAUUAUUAUCCACAGGC
Molecule: messenger RNA, 1113 nt
Organism: Rhinichthys klamathensis goyatoka
Lineage: Eukaryota; Metazoa; Chordata; Actinopteri; Cypriniformes; Leuciscidae
Gene: pou1f1
Product: POU class 1 homeobox 1
Exons: 8
Coding region: 1-1062 (353 amino acids)
Biological process (GO): regulation of transcription by RNA polymerase II
Molecular function (GO): DNA-binding transcription factor activity, RNA polymerase II-specific; RNA polymerase II cis-regulatory region sequence-specific DNA binding
Source: RefSeq, a predicted model, not a curated record